AUGUCUUCCUCUCUGCCGCUACCAUCUCUCCCUCCGAGUCCGCUGGCCAUGGAGUAUCUCAACGACUUCGACCUGCUGAAGUUUGAGGUGAAGCCUGACACCCCUCCGCCCCCUGCCACCUGCCUCUACCCCAAAGCAGGGGUCCACGCGGAGAUGACCGGUUCUCCGUUUGCUCCUCGCCCUCCUGCUGACUCCAGCCUGAGCUCCAGCCCGUACACGUCUCUGCCCCCGUCGCCCACGCUCAGCGAUGGACCCCCGCCUGCCUCCGCCUCCUCCUCGUCCUCCUCGCUCUCCUUCCCGCUUUCCAUCUCCACCGGGUACCUGUCAGGACAGAGCUCCGGCUCUCAAGGGACACUGGACGGGAGCCCCAGUGCAGCGGGAGGUCCCGCGCCAUGUCCUAACGCCACCUCGCUGGAAGAUCUGCUGUGGCUGGCGGCUCUCCAGCAGCAGUUCGGGGGGGAGGCUGGAGGUGCUGCUUCUCUACUGGGAGCGUUGGGAGGAGUGCCGGAGCGAGGAGACCGGGACCAAAGAGGCUUUCUGGGAUGCGAAGAUGCUGUGGAGGCCUUGCUGAACUCAGCAGCAGCUGCUGUCACUUCACAGUUCCCGGUGUUGUCCCAGAGCUCCAGCAGCAGUCACAUGGGCGACUCCAGCAGCGACAGCAGUGCGGAUGUUGUCCUGAACAAACCAUCAGACAUGUGUCACCGCCCUAUACUGGUGGUUUCUUCCAACCCUUCAUCUCUGGCCAACGUCAACCCAUCGGCCGGUCCCUAUGCACAGCCCCUCAGUCCACAGAGCCGCCUCCACCACCCACACCAUCCAAUGCAGGGGCAUCACCAUCACCACCAUCACCACCACCUGCUGCAGGUCGCUCAGUGCGGUGUGGAAGAGCGUUUCUCCGACGAGCAGCUGGUGAGUCUGUCUGUGCGCGAGCUGAACAGACAUUUGCGUGGGGUCAGCAAAGACGAGGUGGUCCGCCUGAAGCAGAAGAGACGGACGCUGAAGAACCGCGGAUACGCACAGUCCUGCCGCUACAAACGUCUUCAGCACCGACACGCACUUGAGUCCGAGAAACACAUCCUCACACAGCAGCUGGAGCAGCUGCAGUGUGAGCUGUCGCGCGUGUUGCGAGAGCGAGACACGUACAAAGCCCGAUACGAGAAGCUGAUCAGCUCCAGCGAGACGCAGCCUUCGCAUCCCAACACCUCGCCUUCUCCCACUCCUCCAGACUACUUUUUGUGA
This is a messenger RNA of Danio aesculapii, 1239 nucleotides long. RefSeq names its product neural retina leucine zipper (gene nrl). Gene Ontology annotation, cellular component: nucleus. The record is from RefSeq and is a predicted model, not a curated record. NCBI's taxonomy places the organism in Eukaryota, Metazoa, Chordata, Actinopteri, Cypriniformes, Danionidae. Gene Ontology annotation, molecular function: DNA-binding transcription factor activity, RNA polymerase II-specific; RNA polymerase II cis-regulatory region sequence-specific DNA binding. Bases 1 to 1239 code for a protein of 412 amino acids. The transcript has 4 exons. Gene Ontology annotation, biological process: regulation of transcription by RNA polymerase II.